GUCAUGUCACAUGACACGUGAAACGUGUCCAGCUCCACGUUUCCUGUGGCUCCAAUGCCUCCACCCCCCAUUCCUCGUGCUCCCACCCCUCGCCGUCCCUCUAACCCCUGUACUGGGAUUGCAAACAUUGCUCCCUCGCACUGUCCCCCCCCCAUCUGCUCGCUCACAUAUCGCGACGCGGCACCCACACAAGCCACGAACGAUCGGACCUCCGUUGCGCUGCGGCGGCUACGGCGGCGUGAGUGUCUUUGGAGAAUACGAGUGCUUCAGUUCUGUACGACCCGGCACUGCAUACCCUCAACUCUCUGAAAGACAGCAUUGAGGACAUUGGCUUUGAGGCAGCUCACAGGGGAGCAGCCACCGUCAUGAUGCUGGAAGUCGCCGACGUUGACAUUGUGGGCAUGACCUGUCAGUCGUGUGUGCAGAGCAUAGAGGGGAAAAUGUCAAAGCUCAAGGGAGUGCUGAGUUUCAGCGUGUGCUUACAGAAAAACAAUGCCACGGCCGCAUUCAUUCCGGAUGUCAUAAGCAUGCAGAAGCUGUGCGACGAAAUCGAAGACAUGGGAUUCGAGGCGCGCCCCGUCGAUCGGAAGCUUGCCACGGACGCCGCGGAAGAGGGCAGAUCAACUGCCGAGGAUAUGGUGAAAAUGAGACUCGAAGGAUUGAUUGGACAAUCGGCAGUGAAUGCAGUGGAGGGGAAGUUGAGCAAGUUGAAUGGUGUCCUGCGCGUGAAGGUUAACCUGUCCAGCCAGGAGGUGGUUGUGUGGUUCCAGAAGCUCGUCAUCAGCGUCGACGACAUCCAAAACCAGAUCGCCGAAUGUGGUUUGCAAACCACGGUGAGGUCGCGUCCGAAACAGUUGAGGUUGUCGCCGCAGGCCGUGCAGAAACUGCAGGAGAUGAACGGCUCUGUGUGCCAUUUCAAAGAAGCCAAACCAACGUCGCUGGGCCUCGGGAAGUGUCCGAACGUCGUCAUAAGCGUCGAGGGGAUGCACUGCAAGUCUUGCGUCUUUAACAUCGAAAGCAACAUCGGCCAUUUGACCGGAGUGCACAGCAUCGCGGUUUCCCUCGAGACAAAGUCGGCUGCGGUGAGCUACAGCCCGGAGGACAUCUCCCCCGCGGCUCUGUGCCAGGCCAUCGAGGCGCUUCCACCCGGCAUCUUUAAAGCGAGCGUCUCGCCAACGUCGACGAAGGCGGUGGCUUCCCCCCCUCCUCCUCCGCUGAGCAGCGUCGUGGUGCUGCGCGUGGAGCACAUGGAGAGCGCCGCUGGCGUCCUCGCCGUGGAGCGCGCCCUGCUGGAGUGCCCCGGCGUGAAAACGGCGCGCGCCUCGCUCGUCGACGGCACCGCCACCGUGCACUACGACCCCCGCGGCGCCAGCCCCGCCGCGCUCUGCGCCAGCAUCACCGACAAGGGCUUCAAGGCUUCCCUGCUCGAUGGCAGCGAUCCCAAGUCACGGGCAAGCCACUCGCAGUUCCUACUGGAGGGCUCGACUACCCCCUCGCUCAACGGCAGCAGGCCGGGCUGGCACGCGCCCACCAGCAGCAGCAGCAAGGGGGCCAUGCAGCUCGUGCCCACCGAGGAAGAGGCGGUGGUGGCAUCUGCGAAGGAAGAGGAGGCCAAGUGCUUCCUGAUGGUCACGGGCAUGACUUGCGCCUCUUGCGUGGCAAACAUCGAGCGCGUGCUCGGCAGAAGGCGCGGUGUUCAGUCGGUGCUGGUGUCGCUCAUGGCUGGCAAGGCCGAGGUGCGCUACCACCCGGCCUCCGUGGCGCCGGAGGAGAUCGCGGAGAGCGUGCGAGACAUGGGCUUUGGGGCGACGCUCCUCGACAACCAGGACAUCGCGCCGGGCUGCCUGGAGCUCGUGGUCCAGGGCAUGCGGUCGGCAUCGUGCGCUCACGCCAUCGAGUCGGCGCUCACGCAGUGCCACGGCGUCACGAGCGCCGCCGUGGCACUGGCCACAAACCGGGCGCACGUGGAGUUCGACCCGGACCAGAUCGGCCCACGGGACAUCAUCAAGGCUGUCCAGAAUGCCGGGUUCCACGCCGUCCACCUGAAGAGAGACCGCACAGGGAACCACCUCGACCACUCGGACAAGAUUCACCAGUGGCGAAGGUCAUUCUUCUUCAGCCUGAUUAUUGUGGUGCCUACCAUGGGGAUGAUGAUUUACAUGAUGGUGACAGAACGCCACCACGAGGGCCACCACACCGGCAUAUUGGCCAAGCACAUCGUGCCGGGACUCUCUCUGAUGAACCUGGCUGCCUUCGUGUUGUGCACCCCAGUCCAGUUCAUCGGCGGCUGGUACUUCUACAAGCAGGCCUACGGGGCCCUGCGUCACGGCACGGCCAACAUGGACGUGCUGAUUGUGCUGGCGACCACCGUGGCGUACGCCUACUCGUGCGUGGUGCUCUUCGUGGCCAUGGGGGAGCAGGCGAUGGUCAGCCCCAUCACGUUCUUCGAUACGCCGCCCAUGCUCUUCGUGUUCGUGUCGCUUGGCCGCUGGCUCGAGCACAUCGCCAAGAGCAAAACCUCGGAGGCGCUCGUCAAGCUGAUGUCCCUGCAGGCUGCGGAGGCCACGGUGGUGAAGUACGGACUCUACAACGACAUCAUCGGAGAGGAGCAGGUGGACGUGGACCUGGUGCACCGGGGGGACGUGGUGCGAGUGCUGCCCGGAGGGAAGUUCCCGGUCGACGGGAAGGUCGUCGAGGGGCAGUCCCUCGCCGACGAGUCUCUCAUCACCGGAGAGGCUAUGCCAGUGAUGAAAAAGCCGGGGAGCCUGGUGAUCGCUGGCUCCAUCAACCAGAACGGCGGCCUGCUGGUGAAGGCCACUCACGUGGGAGCCGACACAACGCUGUCCCAAAUUGUUCGGCUGGUGGAGGAGGCGCAGACUUCCAAGGCACCUAUCCAGCAGUUUGCCGACAAGAUCAGCGGCUACUUUGUGCCGUUCAUCGUGGGCGUUUCGGUGGUGACCCUACUCUCCUGGGUCACCAUCGGCUACGUGGAUUUCAGCAUCGCUAAGAAAUACUUUCCGGAGUACGAUUCGAGGCUGUCGCACGGCGAGGUGGUCUGGCGCCUCGCCUUCCAGGCGGCCAUCACGGUCCUGUGCAUCGCGUGCCCCUGCUCGCUGGGCCUGGCCACCCCCACGGCCGUCAUGGUCGGCACGGGGGUCGGAGCGCAGCUGGGCAUCCUCAUCAAAGGCGGCGAGCCCCUGGAGAUGGCUCACAAGGUGCGCACGGUGGUAUUUGACAAGACGGGCACGAUCACGCACGGCAUCCCCAAGGUGAUGCGCGUGUCCAUCCUGGAGGAGCACAUGAAGCUGCCCCUCCACACGUUCCUCGCGGUGGUGGGCACAGCGGAGGCGAGCAGCGAGCACCCGCUGGGCUCUGCCGUCGCCAAGUACUGUCGGCAGAACCUCGGCACCGAAAGCCUGGGAUCGUGCGCCGACUUCCAGGCCAUCCCUGGGUGCGGGAUCAGCUGCCGCGUGUCCGACGUGGAGGCCGUACUGGCGUCGUCGAAACAGGGCCUCGCCGCCGCCAACUCCGUGGCAGCGGCGCUGCUGGUAGACAUCGCCGACGGGAAACCCGCGGGCUCCCAGACCAUCUCCAGCACCGAUGUGGGGGCUGGACCAGCAGCAACCUCGGGGCAAGAAUACGCGGUUUUGAUUGGAAACCGCGAGUGGAUGAACCGGAAUGCGCUGCUGGUGGCGGAGCCCGUCGACAAGGCCAUGGCUGAGCACGAGGAGAAGGGCCAGACCGCCGUCUUGGUCGCCAUCAACGGCAAGCUGUGCGGCAUGCUGGCCAUCGCGGACACCGUGAAGCCGGAGGCCGCGCUCGCCGUUCGCACGCUCGCCGACAUGGGCCUCCAGGUGGUGCUCAUGACGGGCGACAACAGGAAGACGGCACAAGCGAUCGCGGCCCAGGUGGGCAUCAGGCGCGUGUUUGCGGAGGUGCUGCCCUCGCACAAGGUGGCCAAGGUGGAGCAGCUGCAGGAGAGCGGACAGACGGUGGCGAUGGUGGGCGACGGUGUCAACGACUCGCCGGCGCUUGCCCGCGCCGAUGUGGGCAUCGCGCUCGGCACCGGCACCGACGUUGCCAUCGAGGCGGCGGACAUCGUGCUCAUCCGCAACGACCUGCUGGACGUCGUGGCCAGCAUUCACCUCUCCAAGAAGACGGUGCGACGCAUCCACAUCAACUUCGUGUUCGCCCUCAUCUACAACGUCGUCGGGAUCCCCAUUGCUGCAGGGGUGUUCAUGCCGGCGGGGCUAGUGCUGCAACCCUGGAUGGCGGCCGCAGCGAUGGCUGCCUCGUCCGUGUCUGUUGUGCUCUCGUCGCUGCUGCUCAAGAGGUACAAGAAGCCGAGCCGCCUGCGCCUGGAGGCGCAGACCCGGGGCCGCGUGCGCGAGUGCAGCCUCUCGGAGGUGAGCGUCGCCGUGGGCAUGGGAGACCGCCCCGCCUGGGUGGACGGGCGCACCUCCCCCAAGCUAGGCGUCUGGGACCGCGUCAAGUUCAUCAGCCAGACGUCUAUCGCGUCGCUCACCGCGGACAAGCGCAUGGCCGGCGGCACCGCCGCCCUCUCCGUGCAGCUGCUCGACCGGCACUCGCUGCUCGGCGACGGCAGCUCGCACCACGAAUUCACGACCGACGUGUGAACGGCGCGAUGGCUGGGGAAUGACCGACUUCGGCCGCUGUGGCCGAUCGCCGUGCUCGCCUGUGCUGGGAGAGAGCCCGUCGAGCGUGAAGCCUCCACCGCCGCCCCCUCCUUCCCCCGCACUUCCCCGGCCCUUUCCCCAGCGGUGCAUCUUGUGCAAUAACGUGAUGGCAACCUUGAAGUCUAUCGCACGCUUGCAAGACGAGGUUUUUAGCUCGAACUUUUACAAUGUAAAUACGCUGUUGGACUUGCCGACUUGUCGUGGUUUUAUUGAAGUCACGAACGAGUUCUCGUGCGGAGGAUUUUUUUUGUUUUCGCCUGAAGAUUAACGUCAAAGAAAGAGGAAAGCUUCGCAGCGAGAGGCCGGUGAAAGCGAGCACGCGAUGUCGCCUCCCGCGACGCUCGUUUCGUGCCACGGGAACAGAGAACCGGAACUUUCUCUUGUCUAGGACCCGUGAGACUCCGUGAAGCUUUCCUGGGUUAACAAGCAUAAUCAAAGUAAUACUAAUUAGUGUGAACGCAUUCCAUUCAUUCAUACCGACAGGGAGUGGCGUGCUCGAUUGCUCUCUCUCUCUCUGUCGCUCGCUGCGCCCUGUUUAGCCUCUUCAUGUAAGUUUAUUUUUAUUACAGUGCCUCACUCUGCACGAGGUGCAUUACCUCUCGUUAUACAAUAUUUGUAUGGUUUAAAAACAUGGUUAUUAGUUUGUUGUCCUUUCCCCGCACCUCCGAUUAUCACGGUUGGCUUCGUACGGUGCGAAAGAAGUUCAACAUACAUCCGUACAUAACAUGAAUGGGAGCGAGAUAUAAACUUGCUCCGAUCUGCAGAUGGGGGAAAUGGCAAUUUUUUUAACUUGAGUCCUUUGCAUGCAAAGGGUGACCUAUCGUGUAAUUGAUGCCGAGCGUGCAGUUAUAUCGGUGUAAUCUGUAAGGGGGGGCAGCAGGGUGGUGGAGUGGUGGCGCAGUGGUCACGCUCGCACCUCACAGGCAGAAGGGGAGGCCAGGGUUCGAUUCCCGACACGGGCGCCCUUCUGUGUGGAGAUGUUCGCUCUCCCUCUGCUUUGCGUCGGUUUCCUCCAGGUUUUCUGGUUUUCUCCCACAGCUCAAAACAACAUACAAUGUAACUGGUAUUGACCAAACAUCCAGAACAAUAACAAAACAUACUCAGUUGGGAUUACGCACAACAGCAGCAGCAGCAACAUUGCCCUCCGGCCCCAACCCUGCUGCAAACACCUGGCAGGAUCAUCCUGAACCUUGAGACUUUCCUGGGUAAACAAGCAGUCAUAGUAAAAUGUGAAACUAAUGCAGUUGUAAAUGGUGGACAGAGAAUUUAAUGAAUUUCAGCUUAAUCAAAUCGGAGGGAGUGGGGGGUGAUUUCCCUCCCUGCCACCAAAUAAUUGUAACCGCAUUGAGUCGAGUGUUUUACGCAAUUUUACCAGUAAUUAUUUUAGUAUCCAUUUGCAUGUAUAUAUAUUUUUUAAUGAAAUCAAAAACAUUUUACCUAGCCAUGUUGCUCAAGUGAUUCGCUCGACGGUUGCCGUGAUGAAGGUAGUUUUUUUUUUCUAUACACGGUAAGAACGAGUCAAGAUUAACCGUGGAAAUGUUAUUGUUAUUAUUUGCGCACCCUGCCUUAUAGCCAUGGUUUCAAGAUCAAACGACAAGAGUGAGAACAUUGGAAGCGAUGCAAAAUUUCCGAGCACUUUCGAGUGUGCAAACGAAUUUAAAAAAUCAACGUGUAGCAUUUGCACGUUUGCCAGUGACCCGUCAUCCACAUAAUCAUAUUUACUGUGGGCCGCAGCCAUCGUUGGCCAAUCCAUCAAGCACGGUUAAACUCUCUUGGUAGAUCUCAGAGGGCUCAGCGAUCCACCACAAAGCCAUCACCAACAAUGACCCUGUUCUAUACAGGGACUCCUCUACUUACGAGCAGAUCUGUCCGUAUGUCCAAUUGCCUGUUUGGACUGCCAGUCGUAGGUUCAGCCACCGCGCAAUAGAUGGCGGUGGUGGCAUUUACAUCUGCAGAACGUGAAGAACCAGCGGCAUCUACAGGAGAUUAUACAACGUUUAAAGUCGUUCCCGUGUGUAGUGCACAUGCCGUACAACGUGUUUUUGAAUCGACGGGAGUAAAGUUGGACUUACGAACCCAGAUCUCUGGAUCCUAACUCGCUCGAAAGUCGAAGAGCUCCCCGUGCACGAUUUAGUUUACGUACCCAGGGGUCAGAAACCUGCGGCUCCGGUGUAGCGUGCGCGGCUGUUUGGCCCCUCUGCCAGGGUUCUAUUCCCAACCCCCCUCUCCCCAGCUGGCAGCCGUUGUUUUAAAUCUUAAACGUCAUUUUACUCAACGAUAAUAGGCAAUUUAU
Lethenteron reissneri (Far Eastern brook lamprey) is the source of this 6990-nucleotide messenger RNA. Its product is annotated as copper-transporting ATPase 2-like. NCBI's taxonomy places the organism in Eukaryota, Metazoa, Chordata, Hyperoartia, Petromyzontiformes, Petromyzontidae. Gene Ontology annotation, biological process: monoatomic cation transport. The record is from RefSeq and is a predicted model, not a curated record. Gene Ontology annotation, molecular function: ATP hydrolysis activity; ATPase-coupled monoatomic cation transmembrane transporter activity; copper ion binding. Gene Ontology annotation, cellular component: membrane.